This is a messenger RNA of Closterium sp. NIES-65, 882 nucleotides long. Lineage: Eukaryota; Viridiplantae; Streptophyta; Zygnematophyceae; Desmidiales; Closteriaceae. The record is from the annotation of a GenBank genome assembly.
AUGACUGCCGGCCCCCAUCCCUGCCCCUUCCUUCCUCGGCAUACCUCCGCUCUUGCUCAGGUGGGCUUCUCUGGCGUCGCCCCACAUACUCUUCCCGUCCGUGCUGUUGCUGUGGACUCGGCCUCCUCCCUUCACCCAUCGCCAUGCGUCGCUGGCGAUUGUACCCUAGCCACCUUGGACCCUCCCUCGCGGCGCACCUUCGCCUCGCCGCCUCAUAGCUGGGAAAUCUCCUUCGUCAACAUUGCUGCGCCUCUCGCCGCCCCGCGCAGUGGGAGAAGCUUCGUCGUCGGCGUUGACGCGCCUCCCGCCGCCCCGCGCGGUGGGGGAACCUUCGUCGUUGACAUUGCUACGCCUUCCGCCGCCCCGCGCAGUGGUGAAAACCUCGUCGUCGGUGCUGAUGCGCCUCCCGCCGCCCCGUGCGGUGGGGGAACCUUUGUCAUUGGCGUUGACACGCCUUCCGCCGCCCCGCGCAGUGGGGGAACCUUCGUCGUCGGCGUCGACAUGCCUUCCGCCGCCCCGCGCAGUGGGGGAACCUUCGUCGUCGGUGUUGUCAUGCCUUCUGCCGCCCCGCGCAGUGGGGGAACCUUCGUCGUCGGCGUUGACAUGCCUUCCACCGCCCCGCCCAGUAGGGGAACCUUCCCCGUCGGCGUUGACAUGCCUUCCGCCGCCCCGCGCAGUGGGGGAACCUUCGUCGUUGGCGUUGACAUGCCUUCCGCCGCCCCGCGCAGUGGGGGAACCUUCGUCGUUGGCGUUCACAUGCCUUCCGCCGCCCCGCGCAGUGGGGGAACCUUCAUCGUUGGCGUUGACAUGCCUUCCGCCGCCCCGUGCAAGCAGGGUUCCACGGGUUACUCGUUGUGGGACGCCUCCAAGGCUCCGAUCUGA